AUGGAGGAGAUCAGCAAUGUAGCUGUGCUCAUCACACAGUCCUCCGCUGCCUCCUCUUCCUCCUCCACUCCGUCAGCACUCCGUCAGGGAUCCCUCUCUCAAACCCAAACCCAGCAUGAGGUGGACGCCUCCCAGAGUUUUCAGCAGAAACAAGCUGCAGAUUCUCUCAUCCAGGUCAUUGAGAAGCUCAGCAAAAUCGUGGAGAAGCGGCCCCAGCGCCGCUGCACCUUGGCAGGACAGAAACGAGCCUCUUCUGCGGGGGGAGGAGGAGGAGGAGGUGAGGAAGGGGCCAGGGGCAGCAGAGGAGGCUCUCCCUACACGAAAAUUAAAAGGAACUUUAAGGGGCAAGAGAGCGCAGAGGAGGUGCGAUUAGAUGGCAGCGCGGCUGAUGGCGUUCUUCCUUCUGCCGUGUCAGGUGAAAGUAACGUCACCUCCAUGGUCACGGAGGUAACCAGCAACCACAAGCGGACAGUGACUUGCUAUCAGUGCAGCCUGUGCCCCUAUCUCUCCCAAACACUGCCCCUGCUGAAAGAGCACCUGAAACAACACAACGAGCAGCACAGUGACCUCAUCCUCAUGUGCUCCGAGUGUCGAUUUACCUCCAGAGACCAGAGGCAGCUCGAGGCACAUGUCAGGCUGCACUUUGACAACGGUGGCAACCUGAGAAGUAAUUCUACUCAGACGGAUACCUACAGCCAGUGCAAAGAAGAGGACUUAGGAAGGCCGGAUGGGGACUGGACCAGGAGCAGUGGCAGUAUUGAAACUGAGGUAAUCAAAAGUUCAUCGGACGGUUCCAAGGAGCUACCACAGAAAAAGAAAUGGUAUAGCUACGAGGAGUAUGGACUCUACCGCUGCCUGAUCUGCAGCUAUGUGUGCAGCCAGCAACGAAUGCUCAAGACCCACGCAUGGAAGCACGCUGGCCUAGUUGACUGCUCUUAUCCUAUCUUCGAGGAAGAAGAGGGAGUUUCCACAAGGAGAGAGGCAGCAGCUAACACUCCUGCAACCAGGGAGGAAAUAGUUGUUCUUUCUCCAGUUCUUCAAGAUAAAAGCCUGCAAAAGCUGCCCACUGCCUUCAAGCUCCAGCUCUGUGUGCCAAUGGCUGUAGAGAACAAACAGCAUGUGUUAAAUCAUCUGGUUUCCAAUGAAAGUCCAAAAACAGAAGAAGAGGAGCAAAGUGUGUAUCCUAUCAAAGACCUGACUUCUGAGGAGCCCAUGGUGGAGGUGCAGGUGACAACAGAGGCGGAGGCUGAGGUGGAGAUUGGUGGUCACCAUGAUAGCACCUCUGUCACGGACAGCCUACUGUCAUCAGCUCAGAAGAUUAUCAACAGCAGUCCCAACAGCGCCGGCCAUAUCAACGUGAUUGUAGAACGCCUUCCGUCAGCUGAGGAUUCAGUCAUGGCUACUAACCCACUUCUGCUCAGCCCAGAUGUGGACAGGGACAAGAACUUACUGGAUGCCGAGGAGGAGGAGCGGGGCCAUGUGGUGGCUGUUAAGGAGGAGGUGGUCUCUGACUGCAGUGUGAGUAGCAACACAGAGAGUCCGCCAUUAGCAGCCGAUAUUAAACCCUCAAUCAGUAGCGACUCUCCACGUGAUGAGAAUAUCCCCCCAGCUGGUCGCAAGAGGACUCAUUCUGAGUCGCUCCGCCUGCACUCCUUGGCAGCUGAGGUGCUGGUCGCUAUGCCUAUGAGGACCCCUGAGCUUCCCACCUCCAGCGCUAAGGUAAGUCUGAAGACAAUUACAGCCCAGGCACAGAGCCCAAACACAAAACCGGUUGAGGUGACCUCAGCUGGACAGAAGGAUUCUGAUGCUGGGACGACAGCAGCUCUGUUGGACUUGGAGCUUCAUAGCGAGGGCAGAGAGGAAGAUUUAGGCUCCCUGUGUCUGGCUGAAGAAGAUGAGGAGAGCCCUACCACUAAAGCAGGCAUCAGCCUGUCACUGCUCACUGUCAUCGAAAGGCUCAGAGAGCGCUCAGACCAGAAUGCCUCCGAUGAGGAUAUCUUAAGAGAGCUCCAGGACAACGCACAGUUCCAAAACGGAGCCGUUGCUGGUGUGGUCACAGGGAACGGAGCUGGGAGUUACAUGUGCAGCAUCCCAGGGAUGGACGGGUUGGUCGCAUCACCUGACGGUGGUCUGGUGGACUACAUCCCCGGCAACGAAAGACCGUAUCGGUGCCGCCUGUGUCGCUACAGCAGCGGCAAUAAGGGCUAUAUUAAACAGCACCUACGGGUGCACAGGCAGAGGCAGCCGUAUCAGUGUCCCAUCUGUGAGCACAUUGCCUCGGACAGUAAGGACCUGGAGAGCCACAUGAUCCACCACUGUAAGACCAGGAUGUACCAGUGCAAGCAGUGCCCAGAUGCCUUCCACUACAAGUUCUGGUAUAACUGGUGGAGUUCAAGUUACCUGGAGACGAUAGUAGCUUACAUCCAUGCCAGCUCCUGGGCUGCUGGCACAGAGCUGGAGUUCUGUCAGCACACAUACCAGAGGAGAUAUGGAGAUAGUGACACCAUGGCGGAGAGUCGGGGGAACGUGAGGUCAUUCGCCAACAAGGUGGAUGAAGGGACCGCUUUGGUGAACAGCCAGUGUGCUCACAGAGACUGCAGUUUGUCCUGUUUCACGGAGACAUGGCUGGAUAUACUGGACAGCCAUGGAGACAAGGCUUCACACUAUAGCUGUGAGCUGGAGACAGAGAGAAAGAGAAAGCGAGGCGAGGAUGAUGACGACGGCAGGCUGGAGCUCAGUGCAAAGCUCCGGGUUAUCAAACUCAUUAAUCUACAUGCCAUAGUCCCCGGAUGA
Plectropomus leopardus (leopard coralgrouper) is the source of this 2793-nucleotide messenger RNA. NCBI's taxonomy places the organism in Eukaryota, Metazoa, Chordata, Actinopteri, Perciformes, Serranidae. The record is from RefSeq and is a predicted model, not a curated record.